AAAAUAAAUAAAUAAAUGAAAACCUUUGCAUUUAUCAUCUUGUUAUCUCCCUGGUGCUGCCUGUGGUGUCCAGGCCAAAGGAUCUGUCGGCGCGGGACAGAGCGCCCAUGCUACAAGGUGUCCUACAUACAGGACAGCAGGCGGAGGCUGACCUUCGAGGAUGCCAGGCAGGCCUGCAGGUCAGAUGGAGGCGAUCUGCUCAGCAUUGAAACAGAUAGCGAGCAGCGACUGAUGGAGAGGUUCAUACAGCAGCUGCAGGUUGGGGACGGAGACUUCUGGAUCGGGCUCCGGCGCAGCCCACAGCGCUACAGGGCAGGGACCACAAGCCCAGGGUGCCCCUCGCAGUACUAUUGGCUGGAUGGAAGCAAGGCCAAGUUCAGGAACUGGCACUGGGACGAGCCGUCGUGUGGUGUUGAAAUGUGUGUGGUUCUGUACCACCAGCCGUCUGCACCACCUGACGAAGAAGGUCAUUUCCUGUUCCAGUGGAACGAUGACAACUGCAACUCCAAGAACAACUUUGUCUGCAAAUACCCAGAAGGUGAGCCAGGAGAUCACAGACACUGUGCUGUUGUAUCUGGCUGCACGGUGCUGGGAGUUAUUGACAUUUGGCACUCUUGGUUUUGGCUCUUGAA
Messenger RNA from Epinephelus moara (kelp grouper), 632 nucleotides. RefSeq names its product layilin-like. Gene Ontology annotation, molecular function: hyaluronic acid binding. The transcript has 2 exons. NCBI's taxonomy places the organism in Eukaryota, Metazoa, Chordata, Actinopteri, Perciformes, Serranidae. The record is from RefSeq and is a predicted model, not a curated record. The annotation marks the transcript as partial.